Messenger RNA from Saxophila tyrrhenica, 2907 nucleotides. RefSeq lists its product as uncharacterized. The transcript has 3 exons. Gene Ontology annotation, biological process: retrograde vesicle-mediated transport, Golgi to endoplasmic reticulum. The record is from RefSeq and is a predicted model, not a curated record. NCBI's taxonomy places the organism in Eukaryota, Fungi, Ascomycota, Dothideomycetes, Mycosphaerellales, Extremaceae. Bases 1 to 2907 code for a protein of 968 amino acids.
AUGGCCAAGGACCUCUCUCCGGCGAAGUGUAUCCUCUUGACCAUCCACUAUGCGUCCGAGGGCAACAUUAAAGCGCUGCACUCCUUCACGCCCACACGACUCGACGCUCUAUCUCCCAAGCUGGUCUUGGAGAUCCUGUUGACAUAUUUACCCGAAAGUCUCGAUCCUUCAGAGUACACGACAUAUGUCAGCGAGGUCGCUUCCAGGCUGUACCUCGAUGUCGAGAGAGAGGACAUUCACGUCGACCUGUCGCCUGUCAACGACAUCGACGAAGAGCAGGCGAAGAAGCGGGUCAAGAAGUUGAACUUGCUUGACAUACAACCGCCGAGUUUCCCUCCGGACGCACCACCCGACCUUCUCACCAGGUUCUUGUGUCAUCGUUCGUACCGGAUCGAUAGCGAGACCGGACUACUGAACCUGGUGCCCCAACUUAUCGAGCCCUUCCUCAAGCAGAACGAUUACAUCCGGACUUGGUAUAUCAGUGUGGUCUUGCCCCUCACAAGACUGCAGCUCGAAUACUAUCCCGAUGAUGAUGUUGAGGCUCCGAGCUUGAGUAAUUUCGAGAAGAUGGAGGGAAAGGAAGGCAUGGAUGUCCUACUUCGACACGUGACCGGGCCCCAACAGAACAACCAAAGUGGAGGGAGUGGUGUAGAAAGCGAGGUUGCAAGAGACCUGAAGGGCUUGGUUGGCCCCUGGAUGUAUGGCCAUACUGAGCGCAAGAGGCGAAAACUGUACCGGAGUCGAGAUGACGGAACCGCGGAGGGCCUCACUAGAGACAUGAGAAGGAUCAGCCUCAACGGAAUAUCUUCGGAACACAAGACAGGCCAUGACUGGGAGCAUGUAUUUCCAUGGAUGGUCACUCAAGCUCGAGAGGACUUUCGCAGUAUCACGCAAGCCAUUGAGGACUGGGACGGCCCUGGAGAUGUUGACCUCGGAGGCUUCAGUCCCGGAAACGCUGGCACUUAUCUUGACGAAGACACUCAGAGUAAGCUUGAAUCACAGUAUGCGCAGGCUGUGUUCGCCUCCUGCUAUGCGGUCGAAGCAGAUACGGAAGACACAGUCCAAGGCGCCCAUGGUGUACUUGCGCGAUUGGCUGCCUUACUUGACUUUAUCCCUCCUCCUGACCUGGCCACGAGUGUCGAAUCUCUACCCAAACUCGAACGACAUGCAGCUCGACUUGAAAACUCCAAUACCACAGCAGAUCUCGAGCCCAAUGCCCUGCUUUCAUCCGAACACCCUCUCACCACGCCUCGAUUUGAGACGUACAUGCUCCUGCAGAUGAUGGUGUAUAGUGCUUACCAGUUCAAUGGUCUGGGCUACCCCAUCUCGCUCGUUAAUGCCGCGAAACUCCAUUUCUAUGCGGCUCCAGAGGAGCAGCUUGCGACGCUGAAGAAGAUUCUGCAUGGCCUCGGGAACGGUGGUGCUCGAAAAGAUGAUGCGCAACGGACUGCCGAUCGCGCAAAGCUGAUGUGGCUAUGGAACUGGGGUAUUGACUCUGACGACGACUCUGCUACCGAAGGCGCUGGUGUAUUAGGCAAGAUCCCUCGGCAGAGCUUCGAAGAGGAAAUGCUCCGAUGCUUCACUGAAACUAGUGCAUACCAGUUGGCUAUCAAUUUGUACCUGGUGUCGGCUCAGAACUACCUUCCGGCUCAGCGCAUCGAAGAAGUCGUGCUGGAAGAAGCGAUGGAGGCAUAUGACGGCGCCAGCAAUGGCAACAAGACGAGGGGUGGAGUCAAGAAGGCGAACGAUAUCAUCUCCGCCUUCCGACCAUACUUUUCGGAAAGCCCACGCUUCCAAGAGGCCAUAGCUUUGAUAGCAGCGACACAUGCUCUUUCGUUCUACUCGCUAACUUUGCAGCAUGGGGUACCAUUUCAGCCUGUCAGCAUCCGCGUGAGCAAGGAUCCGAUCGGCCUUAUCAGCAAGGUGCUGGAGCAGAAUCCAAGAAGCUACACAAAGGUCGAUGAUCUUGUUAGCAUCAGUCGAAACCUCGUAACUGCUGGCCUGGUUGGCGCAGAGUCGGACAGCGAUGGCGAUGGUGUGAAUGGCCAAGCGGAUCUUGAAAUAAGACGGAAGGACGCCGAGAGAAGAGUCGCUUUUAUGGCUAUUGAAGCCGCUUUACGGGAGGACGACUUCGAGACUGCAUACUCUUACAUCAUGAACCGGCUUUCGCCUUCUAGCGCGGACAUCGAAGCACCCAAAGUUGAGCGUCGUCCGUCUGGAAAGCACCAUUUUCGGAUGUCUUCGAAAGAAUCCGCACGAUCGAAAGCCGCCGCAUCCGACGAUGAUGUAUCGUGGCGAGCGGCUUUCCUGGCUGGACGCUAUCGUCCGGCUUCUGCUUCGCCUCCGUCCCUUCGCCGGCUCGAACAGCGCACGGAGCUACUUUCGCUUGCCCUGCUGCUCGCGCCCGUCCAUCAGCUCACCGAGAUACUCGCGGCGUGGCGACGAUGCGAAGAAGAGAUGACCUCGCUCCAGCGCGCACAACAAGAAGCAGAAGAAGACUUCGACAACCGCGCCCACAAGCGGCAAAACGCAAGCGCUCUGCCAGGCAACUUCACGGUACAGGACGAAGACGAAGGCAUGGUCCUGAACCAGAAACGGAGAGAAAUGGGCAGGAUGACUGGCAAGACUGGCGAAGGCGAGGCGCCGGUGAGCAUGUUUGAUCUCACGCGCAGCGCUGCGCAGGCUUUCAGUAAGAAUGCUUUCCCACUGCGAGGAGCGGCGGCUUCGUCGACGGGAAAUGCUAGUAUGGAGGAGAGCGUGGUGAGCUUGGGCAGCGAGACUGAAGCGGAUGCUCAGCAGCGGGUCAGGAGGAGGGACAUGAUUGCGAACACCGUCUCUGGCGGAUUGGCUAGUGGGCUUGGAUGGGUGUUGGGAGCAACGCCUGCAAGUCAGCAGCAGGAGCGAUGA